AAGGUCUAAAACACUGCCAUGACCUCCCUCGCCCUCCACGAAAUCCUUCCUCUUCACCAUCCUCCGCCCACAGCCCAACCACAAUCCCGCUACCUCGCCCACACCCUCCUCACGAAGUCUCUCUUCUUCAUCCUCCACCUCCGUACUUCCAAACCCCUCGCAACCCUCUCCCUCAUCUACGCCCUCUCCAUCACCGGUCCCUCAGCCCCGCAAUUCGACAUCCUCACCUUGCAUGAGACAUCUCGCGGGUGUUUUAUCUUGGGAAUACUAUUCCUCUGGACUCUCUGCUUCUUCCAAUAUCUGCACAUAAGACGUUGGGUUUCGCAUGAUGCAGAUAGUAGUCGUAGAUAUAGGGAAUUACGGGAUAUACAAUUCCUAACCUGCAUCCUCCUCAUCGCCAUCCUCGCAUUUCCCCUCCUCCGUCUCAGCACGUCCCUAUCCAAACCCCAAAUCGCAGAAUUAACUCCAAAAGCCCUAUCCAUGAUCCCCGUCGCGUUGACACUCCUCAUCGUCAUUUCGGAGAAAUUCAUGAUUUGUAUUGUGAGUGGUGUAGUCUAUGGAGUACCGAUUUUGAGACGCGCGAUGCAGGGUGUGAGAGGGGGAGUGUUGGGGGUGUGGGCGGAGGUCACGAGACGCUUGGGAUAUGUACCGUAA
Molecule: messenger RNA, 654 nt
Organism: Botrytis byssoidea
Lineage: Eukaryota; Fungi; Ascomycota; Leotiomycetes; Helotiales; Sclerotiniaceae
Exons: 4
Coding region: 19-654 (211 amino acids)
Source: RefSeq, a predicted model, not a curated record